This is a messenger RNA of Sus scrofa (pig), 1374 nucleotides long. RefSeq names its product AVP induced 1 (gene AVPI1). The record is from RefSeq and is a predicted model, not a curated record. NCBI's taxonomy places the organism in Eukaryota, Metazoa, Chordata, Mammalia, Artiodactyla, Suidae.
GUCUUCGCGUUCGAUUUUGGAAGGCUCGCCGGGAGCUCACACCAAGGCUCGGCUCAGGAUUGGCUGUUCUGGAACUAGGGAGCGCUUUCUCCGGGGAGCCGCGGCUGUGACCGAGGUGGCCCGCCUUGGGCGGCCAGGUACGUAGGUCGGCAGCCUGCCUCGCGCUGCGGUGGAAGUGGGUGGGCGCGCCGUCAGAGCAAGGGUGCAGGAGGGACCCGAAACCCCAGGUCCACUUAGGGCCCGUCGUUGUGCGAAGCUGCCACGUCUGAGCCCCGGGGGCCGACCCGCGCAGGGAAUGUCGCCAUGUGACCUCGGCCAGGACACCCCCUCCCAAGCUCUCAUCCUGUUCAUGAACGCCGCCUGGUCCUUGUGAGCACCGUCGCGGCAGGAAGCCCAGAGCUGCGCCCACCCCUUCGAAGGGGAAGGGGUUAGAGUGGGCGCAUUUUAACUUGCGAUUUGAGGUCUGUCGUUGCUGCCCUUCAGCGUGAGCACCCAGGAUGGGCACCCCCGCCUCUGUGGUGAGUGAGCCGCCCCCCUGGCAGGCCCCGACAGAGGCCCGGGGCCGCAAGCAGGCCUCAGCCAACAUCUUCCAGGAUGCCGAACUGCUGCAGAUCCAGGGCCUGUUUCAGCGCAGCGGGGAUCAGCUGGCAGAGGAACGGGCGCAGAUCAUCUGGGAGUGCGCAGGGGACCAGCGCGUGGCGGAGGCCUUGAAGAGGCUGCGCAGGAAGAGGCCUCCUCGGCAGAAGCCCUUGGACCACUCGCUGCACCACUGCAGCCGGCUCAGAAUCCCAGAGCCCCACGCUCCACUGGCCAACCCUCAGAGCAGUGCCACGGAGACGGCUUCCAGCGAGCAGUAUCUGAACUCUCGGAGGACCAGUGCCAGGAUCCGCCGGAACUGGGGGAAGCCGGGUCCCACAGGCUACCUCCAUCAGAUCAGACACUGAGCCGGGGAAGGGGCUGGAGACAGCUCUAUCUUCCCCAGGAUUCACAGGGACUUUUGCCAAAGGGCCUGAAGAGGUGAAGAAUUCUUGGAAGAGAGUUGAGGCAGACAGCCCCACUCAAGUAAAUGCAACCCUGUGGCCACUGGUCUGCUUGAGUCAGAACAGGACUGGAGGCUUCCACUGAGCUGCUAGGUGGGACCCAUUCCUCACCAGACUGAGGAAGAACGGUGACAGUUGCUGCCUCAGCCCUUCCCAGUUUAACACUAUACCUGGGCUGCAUGAUAUUCCCCUGGGAGUCAAGUGACAGACAGCAUCUCAACACUCCUGCUACUAACCCUCCUGCUACUACAGUACCCCAUGGUCCAGCAGCCUGUCCCACACCCCUUAAAAUGUGGUUGAAGUGGCAAAAUAAAACCAUUUGCAUCAAGAGCUA